UCAGGUGGAGGAUUUCCUGAACCCAAGCACAGAAAUUAAGAGUUUUGAUGUAUGUAUAGAUAAAGGAACAUUUGGUGCCAUUAGUUUGAGUCUUUACGACAGAGAGGAAGCCAAAAUACACUAUGUGGCCUCUUUAAGAACUGUUAUGCAGCCAGAGGGUUUCUUCUUCAUCACCUCUUGCAACUGGACCAAAGAGCAGCUGCUGCAGAUCUUCAGACUUGGCUUUGAGCUGGUACACAAACUGCCCACCCCUCGCUUCCAGUUUGGUGGUGUGACUGGUAACAGUGUGACAGCUUUGGUAUUAAAACGCAUUGAGUGAUUUUUUUUUUUUUUUUCGGAAAACCCCUCACUUUCAUUGUUCUUUUUUUUUUUUUAAUAAAACUUCUGUUUUUGCGAUUGUUACAAUAUGUAAUGUCAGUUUUGAAAUGUUUAUAAUUAUUUUGAAAAUUUUUCAUCGCCUAAAUUAGAAUUAUUUCUUGUGUCACAACUGUUUUUAAUAUGUUUUCUGUAAUGUCAAGGUAAUGUAUAAUAACAAAGCAGGGUACAGUGGGGCUAAAUGCACACCUUAAGGAAUUGUUUUUCUUUUUUUUAGUCACAAAGUGUA
This is a messenger RNA of Myxocyprinus asiaticus (Chinese sucker), 604 nucleotides long. Its product is annotated as EEF1A lysine methyltransferase 2-like. Gene Ontology annotation, cellular component: cytoplasm. Bases 146 to 319 code for a protein of 57 amino acids. Gene Ontology annotation, molecular function: protein-lysine N-methyltransferase activity. The transcript has 2 exons. Lineage: Eukaryota; Metazoa; Chordata; Actinopteri; Cypriniformes; Catostomidae. Gene Ontology annotation, biological process: peptidyl-lysine dimethylation; peptidyl-lysine monomethylation. The record is from RefSeq and is a predicted model, not a curated record.